AUGGCCAGCACGGGAAUAGUGCUGGUCCUGGUGGCCCACAAUGGAAAGACGCUGCAGCUGGACGUCGCUGCGCAGACGAGGGUGGACGCGGUCCAGCAGGCGCUGGUGUCGUUCACGGGCGUCGCGGUCGGGGACCAGAUCCUGAUGUGCCACGGAGCCCGGCUGGACCCCGCAAAGCCGCUGUCGGCGUACAAGCUGCCCGUGCGGCGCGUUAGGCUCGGCGCACGCCAGCAGCGCCCCGCCCAUAGCGCCGUGGGCGCCCCAUCCCCGCCCGAGACCCUCAUCUCGUCGGCGCGCGGCGCCCGCUUUCUCGCCUCGACCCAUUACAUGCAGCUUGACCCGGCUGCGGCGGAGGACCAGCCCGUCUUCCUGUAUCACAAGGCGUUCCUUCGGCCGGGCGCCAAGCCGCCCCCGCCGGAGCCCGUCCCCCAGAUCGCCGUGCAAGUGCCCCAGCUCGCCCCUGUGACGCUGCGCCACCCCCUGGAGGCGGCGCACAGCCCCCUGGUGCGGGCCCUGCCCGAAUACGAACGCCAGUUCGAACAGCAGCUGGUGGAGGCGCGGGCCUACUGGGAGACGAGCAGGCAGCGCAUGCACUGGUGCGCGCGCGGGCGCCGGGGUGCGGGUUUGCGGGGGCGUGGGGCGCGGGGCGCGGGGCGGCAGGGUGUGAAAAGGGAGGGUGGCACGCCACCGCGCGUGUCCUGGGCGGGUGACCUGUGA
This is a messenger RNA of Monoraphidium neglectum, 717 nucleotides long. RefSeq lists its product as hypothetical. Gene Ontology annotation, molecular function: molecular adaptor activity; protein kinase binding. Lineage: Eukaryota; Viridiplantae; Chlorophyta; Chlorophyceae; Sphaeropleales; Selenastraceae. Gene Ontology annotation, cellular component: Atg1/ULK1 kinase complex; phagophore assembly site membrane; extrinsic component of membrane. The coding region runs from base 1 to 717 and encodes 238 amino acids. Gene Ontology annotation, biological process: autophagy of peroxisome; autophagy of mitochondrion; reticulophagy. The transcript has 4 exons. The record is from RefSeq and is a predicted model, not a curated record.